AAAUUAGAGUUGGCAGCCUUGCUAGUAAAACAUCACUUUGUCGACCGUAACAACAAACAUGGCGCUUCUAAGGGCAAUCAUAAGAAACAGUACUCAAGCCAAGCUCCUUGCAGCAGCCCCAGCUAAGUCAUGGCAACCAGCCGUGACAGCUUCCACAUUUGGCAUGAAAAGCAUAGAAGCUAAUCGCAGUAAACCUCUUACAAAUGAAAACUUUGAGGAUAAGAACAAACGGUUACAGCGCCCUAUUUCUCCCCAUCUAAGUGUUUACAAAUUCCAGUCUAACAUGGCACUGUCCAUUACACAUCGUUUCACUGGUCUUGCACAGAAUGGAUUUAUUUACGGUCUUGCUCUUGGUGCAAUGACAUUACCAGCAUCUUUUCCGUAUUACCUGGGGCUCCUCGAAGCUGCACAUCUUCCAUUAGUUGUGUUCGCUGGCAAGAUCCUUAUUGCUUUCCCAUUUUCCUACCACUUGAUUAAUGGCAUUCGGCAUCUUGUCUGGGAUACCGGGUACAGCCUUACAAUUAAAGGAAUUGAAAGCACAGGAUAUCUAGUCCUCGCUGCUGCCAUAGCAUUAAGUUUAUAUUUAACAUCCCUUUAAAACCGUUUGUGCAAAGUAAGUGCAUUGUAUUUACAGUUUUGUUUCUGGGUGGGUGUGAAUAAAGGUAGUAAACUGUUA
Daphnia carinata is the source of this 676-nucleotide messenger RNA. RefSeq names its product succinate dehydrogenase cytochrome b560 subunit, mitochondrial-like. Gene Ontology annotation, cellular component: membrane. The transcript is spliced from 4 exons. The record is from RefSeq and is a predicted model, not a curated record. NCBI's taxonomy places the organism in Eukaryota, Metazoa, Arthropoda, Branchiopoda, Diplostraca, Daphniidae. Gene Ontology annotation, molecular function: electron transfer activity; succinate dehydrogenase activity. The coding region runs from base 59 to 598 and encodes 179 amino acids. Gene Ontology annotation, biological process: mitochondrial electron transport, succinate to ubiquinone; tricarboxylic acid cycle.